Lingula anatina is the source of this 1462-nucleotide messenger RNA. RefSeq lists its product as uncharacterized. Gene Ontology annotation, biological process: embryo development; regulation of transcription by RNA polymerase II. The record is from RefSeq and is a predicted model, not a curated record. Gene Ontology annotation, molecular function: DNA-binding transcription factor activity, RNA polymerase II-specific; RNA polymerase II transcription regulatory region sequence-specific DNA binding. Gene Ontology annotation, cellular component: nucleus. NCBI's taxonomy places the organism in Eukaryota, Metazoa, Brachiopoda, Lingulata, Lingulida, Lingulidae.
ACCAAAGAAAGAGUUUAUUUGCCGGUUUUGCCAGCGUCAUUUUACGAAGUCCUACAAUCUUUUGAUCCAUGAACGCACGCACACAGACGAACGUCCUUAUCCUUGUGACAUCUGCGGCAAAGCGUUCAGAAGACAAGAUCAUCUUAGAGAUCAUAGAUACAUCCACUCCAAAGAGAAGCCGUUCAAAUGCAGCGAAUGCGGCAAGGGCUUCUGUCAGUCGAGGACUUUAGCAGUUCAUAAAACACUUCACAUGCAGGAAUCUCCUCACAAGUGCGCCACCUGUGGCAAGACGUUCAACCAGCGUUCCAAUCUGAAGACACACCUCCUUACUCACACCGACUUCAAACCCUACAACUGCGGAGAUUGUGGGAAGGUGUUCCGCAGAAAUUGCGAUCUCAGACGACACACGCUGACGCACUCGCCGCUCCUGAAUCCCGACGGCGCGCUGGCCGAUGUCUCCAUGGCAACCAGUGAUAGUGAACUUCCGGAUCAAAGUUAUGUCGAAGUUUAAAUAAUAGUUGUUUGAGUGAAAUGACAUUUUUUUGUUCUUUUAUGGAACUUCGUUAGCAAAAUCUACUUUUAUGUUCAUUUAUGGAACUUCGUUAGCAAAAUCUACUGACUUACGGAGUGAAAAUACAUACAAUUCCAUUCACCAUUUGAAUGAAAAGAAGAUCACUAAAACAACACUCGAAAAAUAAUUUUCAAGGUCUCGUGGCGACAAAGCUAUGAUUUUAUUAUUAUCACUAUAGAUUUGUAAAUAUAUAUGGAUAUUUAUUUUCUUGUAUAUACGUCACUUUUGCCGUGCAAUUCGGUAAGAAAACAGCAUGGAAAAUGAUCUGAAUUCGCAAACCACAUAGUUAUAUUAUCUGUAUAGAAACUACUUUAUUUUUAAGUUUUUGCUGAUAUUUUAGAAAAUGUCAAUAUUAAUUUGUUAAUCAUUUUGCUGCAUGCCAAUUAGAAAAGAAGAAACCGAAAUUCUCAGGGCUAACGACAAUUAUACCAAUGAUUACUUGAUGAUUGAAUGGUGCUUUAAGUAAUUAUGAUAAUGGAAAUUAAUUUUAAAUUUAGUUUUUAAUUUAACUUGAAGCUUUAAUGCUCUAUGCUAAUUGGUGCCAUAAAUUUCAAUGUACUAAUUUGUUUGUAGUGAUUUGAUGAAUGUCUGUCUAUAUGUUUGCUGCAAUAUGUCAUGUGCUUACGUGUUUCUGCCUUUAAGACUGUCUGUCUGUCUGUCUGUUUGUCUGAAUGUCUGUUUUUCUGUAUGUAUGUUUGCCGCAAUAUGUCGUAGUUUCAUGUAUGUCUUUGUCUCUUUGUCUGUCUGUCUGACUGUCUGUCUGUUUUUUCGCAAUAUGUCAUGUGCUUGUCUGUUUGUUUGUCCACUUGUCUGUUUAUCUGUUUACUUGUCUUAUUGUUUGUUGACUUCCCACUGCACCUGUCUGCCUUUGUUAAUUAAUUUAUAUAGUAG